AUGACUAAUUGUAAGCCACAUCAGGGUUCUAUAUCAACUGUUCAAUUAAGUCCAUUUGGUGAAGAACAAUGGAAUCGUAUAGUAACAUAUUCACCAAUUUAUGUACAUUGGACGGAUAUGUUAAUGAUGACUCAACAACGAACACAUAAACCUUUAUCGGGAAAAUUAAAUGUAAUGAGUCGUAUUGAUAUAAAUACUCUUAAAUUAGAAGAUGAAGUAUUACUUAAUGAAAUUCAUGAUAUAAGAAAAUCAGCUGCUAAUCCAUCAAAAGAAAAACCUGCAAAUCAGGAAUCAACAGUUAUUGAUGAUACACAAAAUCAUCGAGAUGCAUUAUCAACUACAGAAGAGUAUCAAGCAUCAUCAACAAAUUUCUCUCAUGAUUCAAAAGAACCUACAAAACAUCAUUCUAGUUAUGUAGAGUCAUUUAUAGAACAACAAUAUAAAAGCAAGCAUCCUGUUUUAUCAAACCAGACUAUCCCUCUGCGAGCUAAUGGUGAUAAUCAAGUGAAAAAACUAGCUCAAAUUAAUUUCGGUACAAAAUAUUCAUCUCCAAUAAUCACUCAACUUCGACAAUCAGCAAUUACUCGUGAAAAUUCUUUCUUGACGGCAAAUGAUAAUCGCAGUUCUAGUCCUUUAUCAAUUUCUUCAUCAAAACGAAAUGUUGUUAGUGCUCAUGCAAAUCAUACUUAUCGUCAACAACGAAAAUCUCUAGCAUCAAAAUCAUCAUUAUCAAAUGAUAUGAAUACAACGAGUAGUCUUCAUGAACAAUUAACUGGAGAAUCAUUCUCGUCUUUCAAAGGAGCACGUGCAAGAAGUACUACUAGUAGUCGUUCAACAAUGCGUAUGCUUAAAACAAAAAAUGAUCGUCAACGACAAAAACAACAUAUUGAAUUAAAAACACUUUUAGUUGAACCAUAUAAAAAAAUACCAUGGAAUGAUGGAACAUUAGAUGAAUCAAUUCCAAAUUCACUUGAAAUAAUGCAUCAAAUGUGUGGACCAGGAACUCCAUUUGAACGAAAUUUAAGAUAUAAUUAUCACAGACAAUUAAAUCAGUUAAGAAAUGGUUCAACAAAAUCUUAA
This is a messenger RNA of Rotaria sp. Silwood2, 1080 nucleotides long. The record is from the annotation of a GenBank genome assembly. Lineage: Eukaryota; Metazoa; Rotifera; Eurotatoria; Philodinida; Philodinidae.